UUUCUUUUUCUGUUUCCCUAGAAAAUUUGGUAUAUAAAACAGAAAAUCUUUCAUGGGUUUGUAUCGGUUUUAGGUCAUUGUAAGAAAAAUUCGUUCUUUCUUUUGCAGUAGUAGUUCAGAUGACGACGACGACGACGACGAUCAUGAAGCACGUGUACACUCAGAUUUCCAUCUCUCCUUCUUCAGGUUUCGCUUGAGCAAGAAGACGACUCCAUCAUCGACAACACUAAUCCUGUCUUCUUCUUCUUCUUCACUGAAAUCACUCUCAGUCUCAACAGUUGAUUGCAUAAUCAAAUGGGUUGAUUGAUUCAUUGUCCAAGAAAAUCACACCACACCAACACAAUAAGAAUAAGUUCAGUGAAAAUAAACUCAGUUCAAGAAACUAUAAAGACAAAUAAAUAAAAAUAUUUUGAAGAAGAAGAUUUAAUUAUGGCGACGUACUUUCAUGGGAAUCCAACUGACCUUCAAGCUCCAGACGGUCUUCAAACUCUCGUUCUCAUGAACCCAACAACUUAUGUUCAUCACCACCAGCAACAUCAAUUCUCUGACACCACUCCUCCGCCGCCGCAACAGCCACCGCACAACAAUCUCAUUUUUCUCAAUUCCCCCCACGCGCCGGCGGCGCCACCUCCUAACAACGCUCCCCACUUCGUUGGCAUCCCCACCACCUCUCCUGACGACAACAUCUCCCCUCUGCAUGGCCUUCUCCCCCGCCUUCAUUACAACCUCUACAACGCCAAUUACCCCACCCCGCCAGCGCGUGACACCCCACGCGCCAAGCAGGGACUCUCGCUGAGCCUCUCCCCGCAGCAGCAGGUGGGUUACGGCCAAGGCCAGGCGGUUUCAGGUGAAGAUGUGAGGGUCUCGGGUGGGUCGGCGUCGUCUGGUUCGGGUGUCACCAAUGGAGUUUCGGGUAUGCAAAGUGUUUCGGGUAUGCAAAGUGUGUUGCUGAGCUCCAAGUACUUGAAGGCCGCUCAAGAGCUUCUUGAUGAAGUUGUUAAUGUGAAUAAUAGUGGGAUUAACAGUAAAAACGACUUCUCAAAGAAGGGAAAUGGAAAUAGUAGUGGAAAUACUAAUAAAGUGAUGGGAGAACCAUCGGCCGCCGCGUCGGGAGACGGUGGAGACGCCGCCGGGAAGAGGUCCUCCGAGAUAACCACAGCGGAGAGGCAAGAAAUUCAGAUGAAGAAAGCAAAACUUAUUAAUAUGCUUGAUGAGGUGGAGCAGAGGUACAGGCAGUACCAUCAGCAGAUGCAGCUUGUAAUAUCUUCAUUUGAACAAGCAGCAGGAAAUGGGUCAGCAACAACAUACACAAGCCUUGCACUCAAGACAAUUUCCAAGCAGUUUAGGUGCUUGAAGGAUGCAAUUACAGGUCAAAUUAGAGCUGCAAAUAAGAUGUUGGGUGAAGAAGAUUGCCUCGGAGGAAAACUCGAAGGCUCGAGGCUGAAAUUCGUCGACCACCAUCUUCGACAACAACGAGCUCUUCAACAAUUGGGAAUGAUCCAGCACAAUGCUUGGAGACCCCAGAGAGGCCUUCCCGAAAGAUCAGUUUCAGUUCUUCGCGCUUGGCUAUUCGAACACUUUCUUCAUCCUUAUCCGAAAGAUUCGGACAAGCAGAUGCUCGCGAAGCAAACAGGGCUCACCAGGAGCCAGGUUUCGAAUUGGUUCAUCAACGCUCGAGUUCGGCUCUGGAAACCGAUGGUUGAGGAGAUGUAUUUGGAGGAAAUCAAAGAGCAUGAACAGAAUGGAUCAGAGGAGAAAACAAGCAAGAGUGAUCACAAUGAGGAUUCAACAUCAAAGUCCACUGCUCCACAAGACAAAAGUCCUGUGGCUGAACGCCAGAGAAAAGGCUUCAAAUCCAACAAAGAGAUCUCCUCAAACCAGAAUUCUCAUUCUGUCAUUUCAAUGUCCACAGUUUCAACCUCUCCAAUGGGCGCAACUGCGAGAAACCAAUCAGGAUUUUCCCUCAUUGGUUCACCAGAACUCGAAGGUUUCGGGCAAGGAAGUCCAAAGAAACCGCGAAGCCACGAAAUGAUGCAGUCUCCGAGCAGUGUUCCAUCUAUAAACAUGGAUAUAAAGCCUGGUGAUCACACAAACAAUGAGCAAAUUUCUUUGAAAUUCGAGAGUGAGAGACAGAGCAGAGAUGGGUACUCAUUCAUGGGGAACCAGAUGAACUUCAUCCAAGGAUUCGGACAGUACCCAAUCGGAGAAAUUGGAAGGUUCGAUACAGAACAAUUCGCACCGAGGUUUUCAGGAAAUGGAGUUUCGCUCACUCUUGGCCUCCCGCAUUGUGAAAAUCUUUCAUUAUCAGGAACACAUCAAACUUUUCUCCCCAAUCAAAACAUUCAACUGGGGAGAAGAGUAGAAAUAGGCGGCGAGGGGAGCGAGUUUGGCCCCAUAAACACUCCAACACCUCACUCGUCAGCUGCAUAUGAGAGCAUAAAUAUUCAUCAGAACAGAAAGAGGUUUGCAGCACAAUUUUUGCCUGACUUUGUGGCUUGAAAAAGAGCUAUAGCUUUCAGAAGGGGGUGGUAUCUUUUCACUAUAAUCUUGCUGUUUCCUAUAGCAUUUUGGGAACAAGAAAAUGCAAUGGUAGUGUAAGGAAAUUAAGAAGAAGAAGAAGAAGAAGAAGAAGAUUAAAAAUUACUUAGUAUAGGUUUAUACUUUGCAUAGAACCAUUUGAGUUCGUAGAUAGCUUUAGGAUUUGAGCAUCUGGGUUGAGGAUUGUAUAUUAAUUUUGUAAGUUUUGAAGAUGGAUAGAUGGGAUUGAUAUGAUCAUAAGAAAUAGUUAUUUGGGUAUACCAAUAUAUAUAUUUAUUGUGAUUAUUUAUGGUGUUAAUUAUUGUAUUUCUUUCAAUAAACGAUCCAAAUCCAGGAACAACCCAUGAUAAAGCUUCA
Messenger RNA from Pistacia vera, 2895 nucleotides. RefSeq names its product BEL1-like homeodomain protein 1. The transcript has 6 exons. NCBI's taxonomy places the organism in Eukaryota, Viridiplantae, Streptophyta, Magnoliopsida, Sapindales, Anacardiaceae. Bases 430 to 2499 code for a protein of 689 amino acids. Gene Ontology annotation, molecular function: DNA-binding transcription factor activity, RNA polymerase II-specific; RNA polymerase II cis-regulatory region sequence-specific DNA binding. The record is from RefSeq and is a predicted model, not a curated record. Gene Ontology annotation, biological process: regulation of transcription by RNA polymerase II.